ACCUUCAACCAAAGCCUUACUUACUCUUCCUCCCUGAAAAUAAAAAAAAAAACCAAACCACAUAAUGGCAAGCUUAAUAUUCCCCUAUGCAAGCCAUUUGAUCACAACUUCCGUUACCAUCCUUCUCCUUGCUCUUCUUUGUUGCACCACACGCACGAUCGGCAUCCAAUUCGAUCCAAUAACUUCAUCGACGUCCUCGCCACCGUCGUCGUUCGUCCAGACAAAAAAUGCCCAGUUUGUCCUCAACGGUGCGCCGUUCCUCUUCAACGGAUUCAACUCCUACUGGAUGAUGACGGUGGCGGCUCAGGUGGAUCAGAGGCACAAGGUGACGGAGGUGUUCGAUCAGGCCAGGGCCGCCGGCCUCACCGUCUGCCGGACGUGGGCUUUUAGCGACGGAACGGGUGAUCAAGCGCUUCAGAUAACUCCCGGUCUUUAUAGCGAGCCUGUGUUUCAGGGGCUGGACUUUGUGAUAUCGGAAGCAAAAAAGCGUGGCAUUCGGUUGAUCCUGACACUAACCAACAACUACAAAGACUUUGGCGGAAGACAGCAAUAUGUUGCCUGGGCACGAACCCUGGGCGUCCCGGGUGUGGGCGGAGAUGACGAUUUCUACACUCACCCUGUCUUAAAAUGGUACUACAAGAACCAUAUCGCGAGGGUGUUGACGAGGAUCAACACCAUCACCGGAACAGCUUAUAAGGACGACCCCACGAUCAUGGCGUGGGAGCUGAUCAACGAGCCGCGCUGCGAGAUUGAUUCCUCCGGCGAUACAAUCACGGGGUGGGUUCAGGAGAUGGGGUCGUACCUGAAACUGAUCGACAACAAGCACUUGCUGGCCGUAGGAAUGGAAGGUUUCUAUGGAGAUUCCACUCCUGACAGGAAGCAAUUCAACCCUGGCUACCAAGUUGGUACAGAUUUCAUCACCAGCAACCUCCUCGAAUCCAUCGAUUUCGCCACCAUUCAUGCCUACCCUGAUGCAUGGCUGGCAGGGCAGAGUAGGUACGAGCAAAUGACAUUCUUACAGAAGUGGAUGAGCAGCCACCUCACCGACUCGCGGACGAUACUGAGAAAGCCACUGGUGUUUGCCGAGUUCGGCCUCUCAAAGAAGGCCACCGGGUACGCCAACGUCGGCAGGGACUUGUUCCUCAACGCCGUCUAUGGCACCAUAUUCGGCUCCGCCAGGUACGGCGGCACCAUCGGCGGCGGGUUGGUGUGGCAGCUGUUGGCCGAUGGGAUGGAGUCUUACAACGACGGCUACGAGAUUGUUCUGUCGCAGUGUCCAUCUACGAGUUUCGUCAUUGGGUUACAGUCUAGGAGGAUGUCUGCUCUUCAACAUGUGUUGGCCGGAGCUUAGCAGGGGAUCGGACGUAGUAGUAGUAGAAAUAAACUAGCCGGUUCAAUAUUAACCGUACGUAGUGAGAAAUUGAGGGAUAAAGUACAAGGUAGAUUUAUUUAGUGUAGAAAUUUGACCAAUAAGUGUAAGUUAGACCCAUGUCUAGCAUGUUAUUCACCCAACCAUGCUAAUGUGUUACACAAUAUUGUAGACCACAUAUCAUAUUGUGUCUUUCAUUGAUAUAUGGUCUAACACACUUCAAUGUUCAAUUACGUCUAACACACUUCAAUGUUCAAUUAUUUCCUUUAUUGAUCGUAGGAGGCUUGUAUUUUCUUACAAUAUAUUUAUAUUAUGUGA
Molecule: messenger RNA, 1687 nt
Organism: Linum trigynum
Lineage: Eukaryota; Viridiplantae; Streptophyta; Magnoliopsida; Malpighiales; Linaceae
Source: the annotation of a GenBank genome assembly